Molecule: messenger RNA, 1305 nt
Organism: Aspergillus pseudonomiae
Lineage: Eukaryota; Fungi; Ascomycota; Eurotiomycetes; Eurotiales; Aspergillaceae
Exons: 4
Coding region: 254-1171 (305 amino acids)
Source: RefSeq, a predicted model, not a curated record
CGAUCCAGCCACUCAUGAACUCCGGGUUUCCUUGAGGUGAUCUUGUUUGACUUCACUCAAACCCUGUUAUCCAGGGUAUUGCUACGGCGAAACCAGACAUUCUACAUUUGCAUAAUUAUUGUGAAGUCGAAACAACAAUAAUCCGAGAAUUCUCAAUCAUGCCAUGCCACCUUGAAUAUCCUCCUCUCGCACUCAACUCUGAUAACAAACUAUCUAACCCACACAUAAGCUGUAUACACAAUCUUUGAACAAAAUGCUCAUCGCCGUAGUCCCAGCUUCACCCAAAACAGGCCAGGCGGCAAUCCGCGCCCUACUCAACUCAACCGAAACCACCAGGCCGAUCACCGUGAAAGGCGUAUACAGGGAUCUCUCCCGAGUCCCAGAAGAGUUCCUUUCCAACCCUCAUUUCCAAGCGGUCAAGGGCGAUGUGAGCGACGCAGCAAGCCUGGAUCUCACCGGCGUCGACGCCGUUCUCGCAAUCACCCCUCCGCGAUACGACGGUUCGGAUUUUCUGGCUUGCGCAAGGACAGCAUCGGAAAAUACGCGCCUCGCCAUCCAGAAAUCUGGAUCUGUUAAGCGUCUGGUUUUGCUUUCUAGUAUGGGGGCUGAGCAUGAGUCGGGGACUGGGGAAAUCGUGACGAACCACAUCGCCGAAACAAUUUUAAAGGAUGCAGCACCGGAGGUUGUCAUCGCGAGAUGUACUUACUUCAUGGAGAACUGGGCUAUGGCGGUUGAGACGGCGAAGUCUGAGCAUCCGCAUCUCUAUUCGUCUAUCACGCCUAUCGAUUUCGAGGUCCCUAUGGUCGCUGUCAAAGAUAUGGGCCAAGCCUUUGCAACUUAUUUACUCAAGUCCGAUAUUCCAGAAAGUCCCUACAUUGUUGACGUCCAUGGACCGAGGUCCUAUACGCCGAAAGACGUGCAAAAGGCCUUCGAAGAGGCUGUUGGCAAGGAGGUUGAACUGCGACUCGUGGAGAGGAAAGAUCUAUCGCAGUUCUUUGCGGGAUUUCUCCCGAAGAACGUGGCUGAGGCUUUCACCGAGAUGACCAAUGCCUUUUUGCCGGGUGGUAUUAUGGCGAGUGCGAAUACGGAGAAUUCAAACAGUGAUCGAGUCUGGAGGGGGAAGACUGAGUUGACGGAAGCUAUUCGGGAGCUUUGUGAAGGAUCUGGAUAGGUGAAGGGUAUGCAAUAGUGAUUUGUUCAUUCAUUCUAGGCUGUUGCUGGGACUGAUUAUAUUCGUUUGUUUCCUUUUGCGUGAAUUAUCUGUGGGUUGAAAUGUAAUAUCGGAAAAAUUGAUUCACAGGAUUA